Messenger RNA from Suillus subalutaceus, 1518 nucleotides. RefSeq lists its product as uncharacterized. Bases 1 to 1518 code for a protein of 505 amino acids. Lineage: Eukaryota; Fungi; Basidiomycota; Agaricomycetes; Boletales; Suillaceae. The record is from RefSeq and is a predicted model, not a curated record. The transcript has 4 exons.
AUGAACCAGGACUUUGACUUGAUGAUGUCUGAUGCGAAGUUCACUGCUGAUACUAGAACCGAUUUCUACGACCGCAGUCUGACGAGCCGCAAAUAUGCCCUUGUCGGAGUGGCAUGCUCGAGUAUCUUCGGCUGCUCAUGCAUCAUUGCAAGCAUCGUCAUUUUAGCCAUUUACAGAGUCUCGGGAGUAGCCACGACCAACACAGCCCUUGAUUUUACUCUGCAGGUGCUGAAGGUAAUAUUGCCAGUAAUUGUCACGUUGUGCACCGAGUCCAUAGGCUUCGUACAUGGCGUCUCAUUGCGCUCUGCGCUAGCCUCAGAGUCUCGACUUCGUUUCAACACCAAUCUCCGCCUUCUGACUGCAGCUCGAGGGUGGUAUAACCCUAACGGCGCACUGCUUAAUGGCAUCUCGGCUGUCCUCCUCAUUAUAUCCUACAGCUCGGCCUCACUCGUCAUAUGUUUUGACUUUACCGUGGAAAAUUGGGGUCUUCAACCUGCCAUCGCAGGGGUACCUCUCCUCAUUUUGGGCGUCGCACUUCUUCUCCAGGUGAUGAUCGCAUUGUCAGCAAUGAGGGCUAUCAAAAUGUUGACAUGGAGCUCCUCGCCUUUCGACUUGACCGCCGCACUAGUUCACCACACCCAAUUGACCCCUAAUACUCUCCGGUGCAUGCGUUGCGUGUCUGACCUGGACACAUAUGGAGGUCCAACGAAGCCACGAGAGGUACAGCCCUCUGCGUGGCAUGCUCACCCUAGCAUCCGGAAAGUUGUCAUUUCUCUUUGGGUGAUUGUUGCAGCAUGCGCUGGAUGGGCCGCACUCAUCAUGUAUAUCUGGGACAAGUGGCCCAUUUCGCAUCCAACGGCCUCCAGUGCGCUGACCCCACAAACGUGGUCGUUCUCGCCCACCUCGCAGUCCAAUUUCAUCGUGUAUGAUGCACCUGGUGUCAAUGUUGGGACGUGGGCUAUACUCUUUGUCAGCAUGGCAGUCUUCCAGGGACCGUUGACGCUCGGGCUGCAUUGCUCGGAGCUCAUCGCGAAUGUCAUUCGAGACGAAAGACAGUGGAGAUGCGCUACUGGAAGGAAAGGGCUUAGAACGGCGACGAACCCGGUGAAGACGAUUGUCACUCAUCCGACCAGUCUCGUACUUUUUCUCGCGAAGCCUUUCCUGCACUGGAUGUUUGGGAAAUCAUUCAUGAUAUCUAAUCCCGUCUAUGACGGGACAAUACUAGUAGCAGGACCGUGGGUGUUCAUGUUCACUGCCCAGAUCUGGAACUUAUGCUUUGCACUCGUUGUAUUUGCCUGCUUCUUCACUUUCGUUGCACUGCGCCGACCGCGUGGUCCUCAGCCUGCUGCAUACGGCCACGUCCAGACGCUCGCCAACCUCGUGGAUGAGUGGUCGUCUGUGAUGUGGUGGGGACACAAGAAGGACGGAAUUCCGUACUGUCAUGCUGGGACGAGCGAUCACCCGCUGCCGGAUGUGAAGAUGGACUGCGUUUAUGCUGGUUCCGGUGCUGAGUACUGA